Leptopilina boulardi is the source of this 3304-nucleotide messenger RNA. RefSeq names its product sodium/potassium-transporting ATPase subunit beta-1-like. The transcript is spliced from 7 exons. The record is from RefSeq and is a predicted model, not a curated record. NCBI's taxonomy places the organism in Eukaryota, Metazoa, Arthropoda, Insecta, Hymenoptera, Figitidae. Gene Ontology annotation, cellular component: sodium:potassium-exchanging ATPase complex. Gene Ontology annotation, biological process: intracellular potassium ion homeostasis; sodium ion export across plasma membrane; potassium ion import across plasma membrane. Bases 298 to 1278 code for a protein of 326 amino acids. Gene Ontology annotation, molecular function: ATPase activator activity.
UAUUCAUUUGUUGCAAUUACAAAAUAAUUUUUUUUCACCUCUACUUAUUAAUUAUUCGAGAUAUUUGUGUGAAAUCAUACAUAUAUACUAUCCUAAGUUAUCUCUUAUCUGUAUCCUCUUCCAAAUGGUCUCCCCUCUCUUUUUAAGUAAACUUCUUAAGGUAGAUUCAGUGCUUUUGUGUAUACUUUCUAGUUAGAGUUAAUUCUCAGAGUAACGUUGAUGUCGAACAGAGCGUAUGCGCUCUGUAUAGAAUUUUAAUUUAAAGUUCAAAAAGCAAAAUUUAAGAAAAUAGUGAAAAUGAGUAUUCCGGGAAAAUUGGUGAAAAAUGGUGUUUAUGAAUUUGCUUAUAUGCGGCCAAAAGAUACAAGAACAAAGUGGCAAAUAUUCAGGGAUGGAAUUUAUAAUAACAAAAAGAAAACAAUUUUUGGACACACUAAGCAUGAGUGGAUGAGGACCGCUCUUUUUUACUUAGUUUUUUUUAGUAUAUUAGCAGCAUUUUUUGCUAUCUGUAUGAAAGGCUUAUUAGCGACUUUGAGAGAAGAUAAACCGAGAUGGAUUCUCGACAGCAGUAUUAUUGGAACUUCUCCUGGUCUAGGACUUCGCCCUUUAACAACAGAUAUAAGUGACGAAAUGAUAAUAUCUUAUAAUACAAAAAAUAGUACUGAUAUUAACAUUUGGAUUCAAAGGUUGAAUUUAUUUCUAAGCGAUUACCAUAACUCAUCGUUACUGUUAAAUGAUGGACGAAAUCAACAAAUCUGCAACUAUGAUUCUCUUCCACAACCCAGCAAAGUGUGUAUGUUUGAUGUGGAUAACUUAGGUCCGUGUUCAUAUGGAAAAGGAUACGGAUUCGCGUCUAGUAAGCCAUGUGUGUUUCUCAAGUUAAAUAAGAUAUUUGGCUGGAUACCAAAGUACCACAAUGAUCCAGAGAAACUGCCGAGUAAUAUGCCACAACAACUCAAAAAACAUAUUCAAAAUACUGACUCAACCCAGAUUAAAAAUAUAUGGCUAUCUUGUGAACCACUCAAUCAAAUGGUGAAUAACACUUUUAAUGAAAUUAUAGACUACUACCCAAAAAUACAGGGAUUUCCUGGGUAUUUCUACCCAUACGAAAAUCAACCUGGAUAUCUUAGUCCUCUGAUUGCUGUGCAGUUUACAAAUUUCAGAAAAAAUACAGUUGUUGAAAUCGAAUGUCGAACUUGGGCGAAAAACAUAAGGGAUGGAGACGACGCAGACUCAAAAGCGUAUAGAGUACGCUUCUCAUUGAAGAUGAUCGUUUAGUUUAUUUAUUUUCUCCUACUAUUAAAAAAUGUACUUAUAUGUAUAUAAAUAAUUAAUUGUCAAUUGUUAUCAAAUUAUCAAAUUCUAUUAAAUUAGUUACCAUAAAGCGCCGGAUAAUUCAGAAUAUCCGGUUUGCUGAAAGGAUUAAUGUGAUAUUUACAGAGAGAAACUAUAUUUAUUUAUGGUAAAAAAUAAUCUGAGGGGAAGCAUCACUGAAAUGUAGCUGUAAAUCCUCUUGUACCUGAAUUUGUUAUCAAUUAGUUUGCCUAAUUGACAUUGACGACUUACUAUAAUACUAUUAAUUCUCAGGAAGAUUUCUGAAUAAAUAAAUUUAUUGUAAAAAAAAAGUUUGCAACAUUUUAACAAUCAACUUUGAUGUCCUCUUCAUGUGCUUACAUUUAAAUAAUAAUAAUAAUCUUAAUUUUAAAAUGAACAAGCAUUUAGUUAAAAGACAUGCGUUGAAAAACAUGGAUUUAUUGGAUUAAUCAACUUUCAUCAACUUUGACAAUUACAGAAAUUUGUUAAUUAUAAGUAUACAAAUCUCUACAUAAUUUAAGAAUUUUGCAAACUUCAGCGUCUUGACUCACUCUUGUAAAACUAAUCGUAGAAAAAGUAUCUUCCUGGAUAGUUUUAACGAAUCUGUGUGCGAAGAAAGUUUGCACAGAACGUGUCAAUAUUUUGUCGCCAUUCACUUCAUUUAAAAUGACAAGUAAAAAUUAACACGAAGUUAUUGAAGUAAACUCUAUUAUUAAUUUGUGUAUAAACUUCACAUAUAUUUUCACUUGUCAAUUCUUCUGCAAAUUAAUGUUGAAACGCUUCUGGAUAGAUUUUUAUAGUGUCCUGAAGCAUAAGAUUUUUUUCCGAUUGUUUUACUAGUGUAAUUAUCUUAAUUUCUGUUACAAUUUAUACGUACAAAGUCAAUAAUUAUUGUCAAUUCACUUGUUCAGUUAUUUCAACUAGUUAUAAGAAAAUUUAUAACAUCAACUGUGUAAAGAAAUAAGAAAUUUACUGAAUGUCUUUAUGUUUAAAGUAUUAUUAUUUUAUUCUGAAAAAUAAAACAAGAAUAAAACCGAGGGGGAAUUUACUCAGGUAGUCAAGUGUACACUCUUCCCGUAAUACUUGUGUAAUAACGUGUAAUACCGCGUUAUUACGGUGCUGUAAUAACGCAAAAAAAUCUGUAAUAUCUCUGUAAUAAUGUGUAAAACUCUGUAAUAACGUGUAAUAACUUAGUAAUAAGGGUAAUAUGAGGUGUAAUACCGGUAGUCAAGUGUACACGUUUUUAACUAGUAAAUUCCCCCGCGAAUACAACCAACUUGUAUCAGUUAUAAUUAUAAAAUUUUGUCAAAAUACUACUAUGCUACUGGUAAUGCGACUGUUUCAUUGUUGAAAAUUUACGUCCCCAGCGCUGGCCUCAUGAGGUACUAAUGUCUCCUUAGUACAUAUAUUAAAGUGGGUCAUUAUUUCAGAAGUGGCAUAGGCAAAAAAAGUACUAUAGGACUGACUAUAUACUUUAGGAAUUAAAAACUAGUUAGCAUACAAAUUAAUACACAACAAUCGAAUACAACGCAACUACGCUCACGUGAAGUUAACACUCUUUUUAUAAAAUAUCAAAUUGUAUUCGAUAUUCCUUAAACCUACAGCAUAGUUCUACAGUUCUGUAUAAAUACUUUAAAUAGUUCUGUCAAUUAAAUCUAAAAAAAAUGAAAAGUCAAAAUUAAGGUACUAAGUUUACGCAACAUCAUUUUUACGACCAAAAAUAGGUCUGAUACGAUAAAUUGCUUCCAUAGUAAUAUUUUUAUAGUUUCCUAACAAAUUUAAUAAUAGUUCUACAAAUUUUAAAAAAUUUUUAAAAAAUUUAUAUUUUCAAAAUCAAAGUAUUGUAGUAACGCUUGGAUGAAAGGAUUCAAGAAAAGAAAUUAUUUAACUUUUUUCUAAAAUAAAUGGCAAUUUUAUAAUUGUAAAUCACUUUCAGCUUGCCCUAAGACUAACGACGUGGGCAUAGUGUUAAUAAAAAUUAAAAAUAUUA